AUGCCUGAGGGUAAGGGCCAGGUCAAGUAUGCAGUUGUAGUUGUGGACUACUUCACCAAGUGGGCUGAAGCGAAAGCCUUAGCUAUCAUCACUGCAGCUUGCAUCGAAAUGUUCAUUUGGCAGAAUAUCGUAUGUUGCUUCGGCAUCCCCCACACCAUCGUCACAGACAAUGGUCAGCAAUUUGACAGUGCAAAGUUCAAGCAAUUUUGUUACAACCUCAAGAUACGUCUUUGCUUUCCCUCCCCAGCUGAUCCUCAGUCCAAUAGCCAGGUCGAAGCUGUGAACAAAAUCAUCAAGAAGACCUUGAAGACCAAACUUGACAAAGCCAAGGGUUGCUGGCCAGAGCUACUCCCAGAGGUUCUCUGGUCCUACCGAACCACCUUCCGUACUUCCACAAGAGAAACACCGUUCUCUCUUUCCUUUGGUACCGAAGCCAUGGCAUCAGUGGAGAUUGGCAAGCCCACAUACCGAACCUCUACUGGGUCAAGCGCAAAGUUUCCUUAG
Messenger RNA from Prunus armeniaca (apricot), 504 nucleotides. Lineage: Eukaryota; Viridiplantae; Streptophyta; Magnoliopsida; Rosales; Rosaceae. The record is from the annotation of a GenBank genome assembly.